Molecule: messenger RNA, 1539 nt
Organism: Pangasianodon hypophthalmus (striped catfish)
Lineage: Eukaryota; Metazoa; Chordata; Actinopteri; Siluriformes; Pangasiidae
Gene: gtf3aa
Product: general transcription factor IIIAa
Exons: 9
Coding region: 110-1351 (413 amino acids)
Cellular component (GO): nucleus
Source: RefSeq, a predicted model, not a curated record
CACUCCUCUCCUCAAUUGGUAUCUUCCAAGUGACGCAAAGACGUAACACAAGAUGGCGCCGUAGUAACCGCUGUGUUUCUUCUACGCGGCUGCAAUUUUCUUCUUCAUCAUGCGAGUAAUUAAUAAAACAUCUUCCGGAAUGUUUAUCUGCUCUUUUCCUGACUGCCAGGCGUCCUACGAUAAAGAGUGGAAGCUUGAGGCGCAUCUGUGUAAACACACCGGAGUGAGGCCGUUCGAGUGCGAGUACGCUGGAUGCAGCAAAUCAUUCUGCAGUAAAUCUCAUCUCGCUCGUCAUGAGCUCACUCACACCGGAGAGAAACCCUUCAGCUGCAGCGAGGACGGAUGCACGGAAAGUUUCACCACCAACUUUAACUUGAGGAAACACAUUUCACGCAAACACAGACAGGAAGCGAAGCUGUACACCUGUGUGUUUGAGGGAUGCGGCAAAAGCUUCAAGAAGAACAACCUGCUGAAGACUCACGAAAGCACACACACGCUCCAGCUCCCGUACGAAUGUACGUACGAAGGCUGUGACAGACGCUUUGCGAAUCCCAGCAAAAGAAAACGUCAUGAGAAAGUGCAUAAGGGUUACACGUGUCCGGCUGAGGAUUGCUCAUUCGUGGCGAAGAACUGGACUGAACUUACGAGGCACAGGAAAGAGCAUAAAGUGAGAGUGCAGUGUGACGAGUGUAAGAAGACGUUCAGGGAUCGCUGGUUCCUGAAGCAGCACCAGCGCGUUCACUCCGAAGCUCGGCUCGUGUUUCUGUGUCCGAGAGACGGAUGUAAGCGUUCCUACACCACCGCCUUCAACCUGCAGAGCCACAUCCUGUCCUUCCACCAGCAGGAGCGAGCGUUCAGCUGCACCGAGCCCGGCUGCUCCAAAACCUUCUCCAUGAAGCAAAGUUUACAGCGUCACUCCGUGGUUCAUGACCCCGAGAGAAAGAAACAGAAGAAACCCCGUCCAACACGAUCACUGGCGUCUCGUCUGAGUGGCUACAAAACGCCAAAAAAACGCCAAUCGGAAACACUGGACCCUGGUGAAUCUCCUAACACUGUGACCAGCCAAUCAGAAACGUCCAAAUCAGACAGCAAUCAGGCAGUGAUCUCAUCAGAACCUGUCAAGGAUGACGUAACAAACCUGGCCAUGUCUGAUGGUGCUGAAAUCGUCCAAUCAGAGCCAGUGACGUCUGAAAGUUCUGUCGUUCUCAUACUAGAGCCACUUGUGUUGGAGAGUCCAUCAGAUAGCCAAUCAGAAAUCAGUGAAUUUCAUAAUGUUGUAGAAACAAGCCAAUCAGAAAUCAGUAAAUCUCAUAAUAUAGCAGAGACCAGCCGUCCAAUCAGAAUUCAAUGAACCUCUUGAUAUAGUAGUGACCAGCCAAUGAGAAUCCAUCACAUCAUUAGCUGUAUACUUAUUUGCACUUGUGACAUCUGACAGUCUGAUAACUGACCAGUCAGAUCUCAGUGUACAUCGUCCAAUCAGAUGCCAGUAAAGUAAAAUGACACACAUCUUCACUAGGUUUUUUUUUUUUUUUUUUUUUU